Messenger RNA from Pan troglodytes (chimpanzee), 8665 nucleotides. It is a transcript of the gene RASA3, whose product is annotated as RAS p21 protein activator 3. Gene Ontology annotation, molecular function: GTPase activator activity. The record is from RefSeq and is a predicted model, not a curated record. The transcript is spliced from 23 exons. The coding region runs from base 5752 to 7107 and encodes 451 amino acids. Lineage: Eukaryota; Metazoa; Chordata; Mammalia; Primates; Hominidae. Gene Ontology annotation, biological process: regulation of GTPase activity; negative regulation of Ras protein signal transduction; intracellular signal transduction.
GGCACCUGGGAGGGUCCCGUGAGGCUUCUGGUGGUGCUGACACCUGUCCGUGGAAAUUGAGGUGCUUACAAUUCAUAAAUAAACCAGAAAUCCAUUCAAUAAAAAGAGAUAAAAAUAGCAGAAAGAGGAAGCUACAAGAAAACAUACGAACUCCAUAAAAUUAUCACCACAGACUGGACGUGCCCCUUUCUAAAUGUAAAAGCGGUUUAUAGCAACAUAGCAUGGCCUGAGUCACGGCACGAUCCCUGGGGUUAGUUUCGUUUCAUCAGAUGUCGGAGUGCCUCGGUUUCCCACCCUGUGCAUCGGGGUGGUGAGGAAGUGUGCAGGGUUAAAUGCCAGGUGCGUGGCACCCGUGUGUGGGGUGUGCUCAGCGCUGGCAUCCUCAUCUCACCGCCCCUCACCACGCACCGGACACGCACCACAUAUGCAUCAGACAUGCAUCAGACACACAUCAGACACACACCAGACACUCACCACUCACCAGACAUGCAUUGGACACGCACUGGACAUGCAUCGGACACACAUCAGACAUGCAAUCCAGCCCGACCCACUUCCUCCUCCCUGCCUUCCUGCCAGGCAGGCACAGGCCCAUGUGGUGGGGUCCUCAGUGCCUGUGCGGGGGCAGGGGGCUCUCGGGAAAUGGUGACGCCGUCUCACGGCGAGGUGGCCAGGUGAACCCCGAGGCCUGGGUUGCUCUGAAGCUGCUGCAGCUUCCUGACAAGCCGGCUGCUGGAGUUUGUGCCAAUGGAGGGUGUCCGUUCCAUUCUCUGGCAGCUUGGCUGUUGGUGCCGGUGGUUCUGAGAUUCCUCCACGGUGAACGAAGCUUGAUUUACGCCUUUUGAUUACGCAUUUGCCGCAAGGCCCAGAGCUGUGCGUGCUCCCGCUGGGCUUCUUGUGUGAGAUGCACCGCGGCCGGGACAGCCUGGGCACCUGCCACUCUGGAGCAGGAAGUGAAGCCUCCAGCCCUUGGUUCUUGGGGCUCUGCCGGGAGCGAACGGGGCUGGAAACGCCAAGUCCAGGCUGCUUCCGCACAUUCAAACACCACGGCUUCCUGCCGUCACUUAGGCCUCAGUGGCCCUAAAAGUUGCUCUAGGACGUACAGAAGAGGCCGUUUUGUUGUUGUAAAAAUCCCAAAUGUUUUGUGGAUUACUAUUAAUUGUUAACGCUUGUCCUGUGAGUAGCUCGUCACCUGAGGCCUUGUCGUGAAUAUUAAAAUGCGCGUCUGCUGUCCCUUUUGGCUUCGAGGUUGAUAGUGGUUUUUCCUGCCAGUGGGGACGCUGUCUGCAGAGCACCAAGCUUCUCCAGGGAGGCCACAGGGUGCUGCCUUGGGAGUGUGCGUCCUGCCCCGAGAUCCUGCAGCUGUGACUUUACACAGGGUGGAGGCGGGGUCACGACCCCUGCGCCUUGUUAUGAAAGCAGCGCAUUGUGUGGGGCGCAUCUGUGGUGCCUUUGUGUACAUGUGCACCCAAGUGCUCCAGGGAACAUGCAUGCAUACGCAUGAACAUGCACAUACGCCUGUGAGCACACAUGUAUGGGCACAUGCAUGGCACAUGCAUGCACACACCCAUGCACACGUGCCUUUGGGCACACCCGUGGGCACACACAUGCACACACCCACGCACACGUGCCUGUGGGCAUAUGCACCCACAGGCACACACAUGCACAUGAACAUGCACACAUGCCUGUGGGGACACACAUACGGACACACACAUGCACACAAACACGUGCCUGUGGGCACACACGUACAGGCACAUGCAUGCACACACCCACACACGCCUGUGGGCACACGCACCCAUGGGCACACACGUGCACACACCCACACACACAUGCCUGUGGGCACACACACCCCUGGGGGUCCCUGACAUCAGAUCUUGGCGGUGCUCACGCAGACGCAGGAGAUCAGAGGAUGGCUCGCCUGCAUCAACCACCAACGCGAGAAUGUGUUUAAAGGAAACGUGACUUUCUAAUGGGCCUUCAUUAACCAGGAUGCUGCUACAAUGGAGUUGGUGGAAGUCCCUAAGCAUUCUGCCUUCAUUGAAAGAUAAAGUGAUGUUUCUUUUGUGUGUAAAUGGAUACUGCUGUGUUUCCAAAAUGCUUAAAACAAUGUAGGCAUUUUAGGCUUCCCUUGGAAGACUGUUUUAUGACAAAAAAUGGUUUUCUGAGUAAACGUUACCCAGUCUCUGACCCAGUUAUAAAAAUACUGAAAUCAGUGAAAUCCAAAUGAAAUGCCUGUCAUUAAGGCCGCUGCAGGGAGAAGGGGUGGGGCCUGGACUCCGGACCCCUCCCACCUGGACUCUGGGCCCCUCCCACCUGGGCUCCGGGCAGCAACAGUCGCCCGCCCCAGGUUUGGGCUUAUGCCUGUGCCAUAUCUCCCGGUUUAAUUUGCAUUUUCUCGAGGGCUAAUGACAUGGAGCAUUUUUAAUACAUUGCUGGCCAUUUGUCUUUGGUGAUGUGUGUUCAAAUCUUUUGCCCCUUUUUAAACUGAAUUGUCAUCAUUUAUUGAGUUAUAAGAGUUCUUUAUAUAUUCUGUAUAUAAGUCUUUUAUCAGAUAACUGACUUACUAAUAUUUUUUCUAGUCUGUCUUUUCACUUUUUAUUUUUUUAAUUUUUAUUAUUUUUUUGAGACUGAGUUUCGCUCUUGUCACCCAGGCUGGAGUGCAGUGGUGCAAUCUUGGCUCACUGCAACCUCUGCCUCCCAGGUUCAAGCGAUUCUCCUGCCUCAGCCUCCCGAGUAGCUGGGACUACAGGUGCCCACCACCAUGCCCUGCUAAUUUUUGUAUUUUUAGUAGAGAUGGGGAUUUGCCAUGUUGGCCAGGCUGGUCUCGAACUCCUGAUCUUAGGUGAUUCGUUAGUCUCAGCCUCCCAAAGUGCUGGGAUUACAGGCGUGAGCCACAGCACUGGCCCUUUUCACUUUUUAAAUAAUGCUUUUAAUGCAAAAAAGUUUUUAAUGUUUUUAAUUUUGAUGAAGUUUGAUUUUCCAUUUAUUUUUCUUUUGGCACUUGUGCUUUUGGUGACAGAUCUAAGACAUCUUUACCUGACUUUAGGGUGCAGGUUCAUUCUCAUUUUCUUCUGAGAGGCUAGUAGCUCCAACCCUUACACCCUUACAGAUGGGUGCGGGGUCUGAGCUCAUUUCUGUGUGUGGCUGGGGUGGGGCCUGUGCCAUUGGUGACUGUGUGGACGCCCCCCUGGCCCAGCACGUUGACCUUCCUUUGCUAUCAGAAUGGUUCCUCCCUGAAUAACUUACAUCUUUCCUAUUUUGGACCUUAGCAUCAAUGUGCAUGAAAGUGGGCUUGUUUUCAGUUCUGAGUUGGUGGUAGCUGUGCGUGCACCGCGGUAAUCGCCAGCAGGUCCGGCGUGGGGAGGAAACUAACCCCACCUGUGCCAGCCCAGGACAACAGGGAGGUUUGCUGAAUGGCAAAGCCCACUGGCUUCUGCUUCUUUAUUGGGGGUGUGGUUAUUUCAAGUCUCCUCUGUGGGGCGGCUGCAUCUCCUGGUGACUCACGCAUGGGCGGCCUGAGCCAUGUACUCUGUAAGCACAGUCAGCAGCGGGGUCCUCUACCCCAGGAGCAAGGGCGGCUGGGCAGUCAGCAGCAGGGGCCUCUCCUCCGGGAGCAAGGACUUUAAGUACAGUCAGCGGUGGGGGCCUCUCCCCCAGGAGCCAGGACUCUAAGUACAGUCAGCAGUGGGGGUCUCUCCCCUAGAAGCGAGGACUCUAAGCACAGUCAGCAGCGGGGGUCUCUCCCCCAGGAGCGGGGACUCUAAGCACAGUCAGCAGCGGGGGUCUCUCCCCCAGGAGCCAGGACUCUAAAUACAUUCAGCAGCGGGGGCCUCUCCCCCAGGAGCAAGGACUCAAAGUACAGUCAGCAGCGGGGGUCUCUCCCCCAGGAGCGGGGACUCUAAGCACAGUCAGCAGCGGGGAUCUCUCCCCCAGGAGCCAGGACUCUUAAGUACAGUCAGCAGCGGGGGUCUCUCCCCCAGGAGCGAGGACUCUAAGCACAGUCAGCAGCGGGGGCCUCUCCUCCAGGAGCGAGGACUCAAAGUACAGUCAGCAGCGGGGGCCUCUCCCCCAGGAGCCAGGACUCUAAGCACAGUCAGCAGCGGGGAUCUCUCCCCCAGGAGCCAGGACUCUAAGCACAGUCAGCAGCGGGGGUCUCUCCCCCAGGAGCGAGGACUCUAAGCACAGUCAGCAGCGGGGGCCUCUCCCCCAGGAGCGAGGACUCUAAGCACAGUCAGCAGCGGGGGCCUCUCCCCCAGGAGCCAGGACUCUAAAUACAUUCAGCAGCGGGGGCCUCUCCCCCAGGAGCCAGGACUCUAAGUACAGUCAGCAGCGGGGGCCUCUCCCCCAGGAGCGAGGACUCAAAGUACAGUCAGCAGCGGGGGCCUCUCCCCGAGGAGCCAGGACUCUAAGCACAGUCAGCAGCGGGGGUCUCUCCCCCAGGAGUGAGGGCGGCUGGGCAGUCAGGACUUUGUACUGGAUCUCUGGAUAAAAGGAGCGGUCCAAGGCACUGGAGUGCUGUGUUUUAUGUUUAAUGCAUAAAGGGAGCCACUGCCUGCCCCAAACCAGGUACCUUCAAAACAUCACGAUGGCCCUGAGGCUGCACCUAGACCUGAGCACGUAGCAUGGAAGUCAUUCUGGCAGUGGCCAUGGUCUCUGUGGAGGUCUCAGCUUCCGGGCCGCCAGGUAGCCCAGUACAGAAGUUCAUCUGUGCAGCGCAAAGGCUGGAGGUGGAGGCCGGGGAGCAGCUACGAAGCCCUUCACCCCACAGGGAGCCGCAGCCCGUUUUACGGAGAAGACUUUUACUGUGAAAUUCCUCGGAGCUUUCGUCACCUGUCCUUCUACAUUUUCGAUAGAGAUGUUUUCCGGAGGGAUUCCAUCAUAGGGAAGGUGGCCAUCCAGAAGGAGGACUUGCAGAAGUACCACAACAGGGACACCUGGUUCCAGCUGCAGCACGUGGAUGCUGACUCGGAAGUGCAGGGCAAAGUGCACCUGGAGCUGCGGCUGAGCGAGGUCAUCACAGACACUGGGGUCGUCUGCCACAAGCUCGCCACACGCAUCGUCGAGUGCCAGGGCCUCCCCAUCGUGAAUGGGCAAUGUGACCCCUACGCCACCGUGACGCUGGCAGGACCCUUCAGAUCAGAAGCAAAGAAGACGAAAGUGAAGAGGAAGACCAACAACCCCCAGUUCGAUGAAGUGUUUUAUUUUGAGGUGACCCGGCCCUGUAGCUACAGCAAGAAGUCCCACUUUGACUUUGAGGAGGAAGACGUGGACAAGCUCGAAAUCAGAGUCGACCUCUGGAAUGCCAGUAACCUGAAGUUUGGAGAUGAAUUCCUGGGAGAACUAAGGAUCCCGUUGAAAGUCCUGCGGCAGUCUAGCUCCUACGAGGCGUGGUACUUCCUCCAGCCCCGGGACAAUGGUAGCAAGAGCCUAAAGCCAGAUGACCUGGGCUCCCUGCGGCUGAACGUGGUAUACACGGAAGACCACGUGUUUUCUUCUGACUAUUACAGCCCUCUGCGGGACCUGCUGUUGAAGUCUGCGGAUGUGGAGCCCGUGUCAGCGUCUGCGGCCCACAUCCUGGGCGAGGUUUGCCGGGAGAAGCAGGAGGCGGCCGUCCCGCUGGUGCGGCUCUUCCUACACUAUGGCAGGGUGGUGCCCUUCAUCAGUGCCAUCGCCAGCGCGGAGGUGAAGCGUACCCAGGACCCCAACACCAUCUUCCGAGGAAACUCACUGGCGUCCAAGUGCAUCGACGAGACCAUGAAGCUGGCGGGGAUGCAUUACCUGCACGUCACCCUGAAGCCCGCCAUCGAGGAGAUAUGCCAGAGCCACAAACCCUGUGAAAUCGACCCUGUGAAGUUGAAAGACGGAGAAAACCUCGAAAACAACAUGGAGAACCUACGGCAGUAUGUGGACCGCGUCUUCCACGCCAUCACCGAGUCUGGGGUGAGCUGCCCGACCGUCAUGUGUGACAUCUUCUUCUCGCUCCGGGAGGCGGCGGCCAAGCGCUUCCAGGAUGACCCGGACGUCAGGUACACUGCAGUGAGCAGUUUCAUCUUCCUGAGGUUCUUUGCACCCGCCAUUCUCUCCCCCAACCUCUUCCAGCUCACGCCGCACCACACGGACCCCCAGACGUCCAGGACGCUGACAUUGAUCUCCAAGACCGUUCAGACCCUCGGCAGCCUGUCCAAGUCCAAAUCUGCGAGUUUUAAGGAGUCCUACAUGGCUACAUUUUAUGAAUUCUUCAAUGAGCAGAAAUAUGCUGAUGCGGUGAAGAAUUUCUUGGAUCUGAUUUCGUCCUCGGGGAGAAGAGACCCCAAGAGUGUUGAGCAGCCCAUCGUGCUUAAAGAAGGGUUCAUGAUCAAGAGGGCACAAGGACGGAAGCGCUUUGGGAUGAAAAAUUUUAAGAAGAGAUGGUUUCGCUUGACCAACCAUGAAUUUACCUACCACAAAAGCAAAGGGGACCAGCCUCUCUACAGCAUUCCCAUCGAGAACAUCCUGGCAGUGGAGAAGCUGGAGGAGGAGUCUUUCAAAAUGAAAAACAUGUUCCAGGUCAUCCAGCCAGAGCGUGCACUGUACAUCCAGGCCAACAACUGCGUGGAGGCCAAGGACUGGAUUGACAUUCUCACCAAAGUGAGCCAGUGCAACCAGAAGCGCCUCACCGUCUACCACCCGUCCGCCUACCUGAGCGGCCACUGGCUGUGCUGUAGGGCGCCAUCCGACUCAGCUCCGGGCUGCUCGCCCUGCACUGGCGGCCUCCCAGCCAACAUCCAGCUGGACAUUGAUGGGGACCGUGAGACGGAGCGUAUCUACUCCCUCUUCAACUUGUACAUGAGCAAGCUGGAGAAGAUGCAGGAGGCCUGUGGGAGCAAAUCUGUGUAUGACGGCCCGGAGCAGGAGGAGUAUUCGACGUUCGUCAUUGACGACCCCCAGGAGACCUACAAGACGCUAAAGCAAGUCAUCACUGGGGUUGGGGCUUUGGAGCAGGAGCACGCCCAGUAUAAGAGGGACAAGUUCAAGAAGACGAAAUAUGGAAGCCAGGAGCACCCCAUCGGAGACAAGAGCUUCCAGAACUACAUCCGGCAGCAGUCCGAGACCUCCACUCAUUCCAUUUAAAGUCUGUGGGACGCACCCAGUGGUGCCAGCAACCUGCCCAUGCAAAGCCGCAGCCUUUGGGAGGGAAAAGAGAAGGAAGAGCGCAGAGCCGGCAAAGUGAGAUGCACGCCGUCCCGGCCCAUAGACAAGUGGCGCUGGGGUUUCCCUCUCCCAGAACCGCUGCCACCACCGCCACGCCUUCCGCAGAAAGCCCACCUGGCCUUGUGGAACGUGUCGUCCUUUGAUUCUGUGCUUUUUGCUCCUUGUUUGUGGGGAUCUGGGGAUCAGCUGAAGGAUCAGGAAGUGUGGGCUGUGCCCUAGCCACAUCACAGCCAGCCUCAGGGAGCCACGGCCCGUCUAGUCGACUGUGACAUGCACCUCCAGCCGUGUGUGCGUCAGUCUCGUGCACGUCUGUCUUGCGUGCACGGUGCGUGUGACACUGGGCUCUGUGGCUCUGUGCCCGGGAGGCCUGCUGGCCCUGCCUCGGCUUUCGGCUUCAUCACAUUGGGAGGUUCAGAGCAUUACUCUCCCACUGUGCCUGCCAUCCAGGCAGCCUUGGGAGGCGGCCUCCCUGUUCCACUUUCGAGGUUCGUUUGAUUCCUGGCUGAGGGGUCAGUUUUAUGGCUGGGAGGUGCAGAACUACACAGAAGUCCCAGUCUGAGGAUGUCCUUGGUGCUUGGGGGAUACGGGUUCUGUCCACAGAGUCCCUUGGAGGGAAAGGUGUGGGCUCCAGCUUCUCCAGGCGUCUGCGGAGCCCACAGUUAAAGCCCACAUCGUUUUGCUGUUGAAUGGGGUUUAAAAUCAGAAUUAACAUUUGCCACCCCCCGUGGAAGUUUGAAGAUUUUAAAAAUAGAAAUGUACAUUUUUCAAGCUGUUUUUCUUUAUGUUUUUGAAGGACCAUUUUUAAUUAGCUCUUUGAUACAAAGUAACUCAGAACGUCAAAACCUAUACCCACUAAAGGGAAGGCUGCCGGGAAGGCAAAUGGAACAGGAAUGGAGCCUGUCUCAGGAAGGCCAGCUGCAGGUCCUCCAGAAAAUCAAAGAAGGGAAGAAACUCUGAGUUUGAGGUACAGGGGCUUCGGGGUGCAGACGUCCCUCCAGGGCCCAUGGUCAGUAUUGCACCUGUGUUAUGAACCCCCAGAUGCUGUGCAGGGCAGGGGCGGGGGCUGCUGUUUUAUUGGGGAGGGGAGAUCCUAAAAAUGGGGUCCAGGCAGACCCCUCCAGACCUCACACUGCCGAGGAGGCCUUUCCCAAAGGGCGUCCUCCCGGGAUGCAGACGGCAGGUGUGUGGGAAGCGCCGUUUAAAUACACAGCACGACGUAUCCUUGUACCGACUGCUCCUGGUUCUUGUUUGAAAAUACUGUAGUUCAGGCUCUUGAUCUAGAUGGCAGAUAGGAACUUUCUUGUCACAAAAAUACUGGAGGAAAAUGUUGUAAAAAUAGACUUUUGGACACACAGCUGUUGGGGCUGCACUGAGCUGCAAUUUUUAACAUGGAUUUAUAACUUAAUGUUUCUGUUUAUAAAAUACUAAUGAUUUGCAAUGUAUUUUACUGGCCAAUUAAAACAGAUGUUUUAUUCUU